This is a messenger RNA of Ichthyophthirius multifiliis, 1596 nucleotides long. Its product is annotated as ubiquitin-conjugating enzyme family protein, putative. The record is from RefSeq and is a predicted model, not a curated record. Gene Ontology annotation, molecular function: RNA binding; ubiquitin conjugating enzyme activity. The transcript has 4 exons. NCBI's taxonomy places the organism in Eukaryota, Ciliophora, Oligohymenophorea, Hymenostomatida.
AUGGACGUUAUGAAAGCCUUAAUUUUCGGUUCUGAAUAAACUCCAUAUGCACACGGAGCUUUUUUCUUUGAUAUUUUUAUUCCAGAAUAAUAUCCAAGUAGUCCGCCUAAAGUAUCUUUUUUAUCCACUAAAAACCAAAAAAUAAGAUUCAACCCAAAUCUAUAUUAGAAUGGUUUAGUUUGCCUUUCUCUUCUAGGAACUUGGGAAGGGGAUUCUUGUGAAAAUUGGAAUUCUUAAUUUUCGAGGACAGUAAAUGGAUAAAAAUGUAAUAUGGGAUAUUCGAAUAUUGUUAAGUAUUGGAAUGUAGUGCAUUGUAUGUGUGAUGUUUUGAAAAAUAUACCAGUUGAAUUCCAAGAAUCUUCAUAAAACCGACACCGUAGUGAAGAAGCUUAAAAAAAAUCUCGUCAUAAAGAAAAGCGUUCUCGAAAGCAUAAAUCUUCUCGUUCUUCUUCUCAUUCUAAUCCUUCUAGAAUAGAAGAAAGUAAGAACGAAGUCAUUGUUAAAGGCUUAAAUUUUUAAGCUAAUGAGAACGAGAUUAUUAGUUUCCUCGAAAAGAACUUUGGUCGUGUUGAAAAGAUGAAUCUUUUAAGAGAAAACGACGGAAGAUCUAAAGGAUUAGCCUUCGUAACUUUCAAAUCGGAAGAAAGCAGUAUAAAAGCAAUCGAAAAUAGCAACAUCAACUUCUUGGGAAGAUACUUAGCUAUUGAGAAAAUCAAACCUAGAUAUGAAAGAAUGGGUAGUAUUCUAGAUGAAACGCAAAAAACUAUUUUUGUGGGUAACCUUUCCUUUAAAACAGGCUCCGAAGACCUCAGAAAGUUUUUCUAGUCGUGUGGUGAAAUUAUAGAUGCCCGUGUAGCCUAAUAAGAUGGGAAAAGUAGAGGGUUCGGACAUGUAGAAUUCGCAGAUGUUUCUGGCGUAAAAAAAGCAUUGAAAAAAGGUGGGGAGGAAAUUGAUGGUAGAUAAAUAAAAGUAGAUAUAGCAGCAUCUAAAUAAAAGAGAUAAAACUAUGAUUAUUAUGACAAUAAUAGAGGAUACAAUAGAAAUUAUUCUAAUAAUGAUUUUUACCAAAAUAGGUAUUAGAAUGAAAAAAAUAAAUAUAAUUAUGAUUUUGAUAGAAACGAUUAUUCAAGGAAUGAUAGAUAUGAUUAUUCUAGAUAUGAUAAUAAAAGAAAUGAGUUUAAUGGAUAAAGAAGUAGUACUAGAUAUGAUAAUUUUAGUAAUAAAGGGGAUAGGUAUUAUAAUAAUAGAUAUGAUAGAAAUGAAGAUUUACAUAAAAAUGGAAGAAGUGGUAAUCAUUAUGAAGGUAGAGGUGUAGAAAGAGGUUAUGAUAGAUAAAGAGAAAGAAGUCCUGAUUAUAGAUGAUUAUUUUUGGGAACAUUUUUUUAAAAAAAUAAUAUAUUCAUUCAUAUUUUAGGACUUUUUAAUAUUAUAUUUUAUUCCUUUAAAAUUUUUUUUAAUAAUUAAAAUAUAAUUUCAAUAAUUUCCAAUUGAGAAUAAAUUUGGCCCAGUCCCUUUUGUUUUUUUUAUAUAAAAAAGUAAAUGAUGUUAAAUACAAAUUUUAUUAAAUAUUGUAACCUUAAAUACAAAUUUUAUUAA